Messenger RNA from Pseudogymnoascus verrucosus, 1527 nucleotides. RefSeq lists its product as uncharacterized. NCBI's taxonomy places the organism in Eukaryota, Fungi, Ascomycota, Leotiomycetes, Thelebolales, Thelebolaceae. Bases 79 to 1527 code for a protein of 482 amino acids. The transcript has 3 exons. Gene Ontology annotation, biological process: secondary metabolite biosynthetic process. The record is from RefSeq and is a predicted model, not a curated record. Gene Ontology annotation, molecular function: monooxygenase activity; FAD binding.
CGCUCGAUCGACGCCGAAUUCAGGUCGAAAUUCACGACACCACUGAUACCCAACAAGACAACAUAAACUAUAAGCGCAAUGUCACAAACCUUAGAAGAACAGCUACUGGUCAAUGGCACCAAUCAUCAGCUAGCCAAGCGCAUUCAAAUACCCCUGAAUAUGCCAAAACAUCCAACUCGAUCACUGCAGUUUCUGGACGAAUUGAACAGUCAACCGACUAAAGUGACGGUCCCACUGGAAGCUAAAGUAAAACUUAAGAUAAUCGUCGUAGGCGCAGGCUUAGGGGGGUUGGCAUGCACAAUUGCAUUGGCUCGACGAGGACACGAAGUUGUAGUCUAUGAACAAACGGCGGUACUUGGAGAAGUUGGAGCAGGAAUACAAAUACCAUCUAACUCCGCCCGCCUGCUACAUUCCUGGGGCGUGGGAACUUUCCUCGAACCUCACGUUGUAGAACCGAAUGGGAUGACAUUUAGACGAUGGGAGGAUGGAAGCACAAUAGGGUAUACGAAAUUGGUACCUGACUUCCGAAAGAACUUUAAAGCCCCAUACUAUGUUGUGCAUCGCGCACACUUCCAUGAUGCACUCUAUCAGAGAGCAUUAGAGCUUGGCGUUGAAGUAAGACUAGCAAGUCGAGUUGAAAAUUAUGAUUUGAGCAAGCCGAGUCUCACACUUCGGUCUGGAGAGGUAAUCUUUGCAGAUCUAAUCGUUGCUGCUGAUGGAGUCAAAUCGGCAGCAAGAAAAUUAGUCCUUGAAGGGGAGGAUAAACCACCACAGCCGACAGGCUUUGCCGCCUACAGAGCGACUGUUGACGUUGAAAAGAUGAGGUCGGAUCCGGCUAUCUCGUGGCUACUUGAAAAGCCAUCUUUGAACAUAUGGAUUGGAGAGGAUCGCCAUGUCAUGACGUAUACUAUUGCUGCAGGAAAAUCAUUCAACAUGGUCCUUUCACAUGUAGACCUCACGGAUCCCUCAACUUGGAAGCCAGAAACCGCGAUUUGUGACAUGAGAAAAGAGUUCUCGGGAUGGGACCCAAGGCUGGUCAAGAUUAUCAACCUAGUUGAAAGCACUCUCAAGUGGCCGCUGAUGAUGGGCACUGAACUGAAGACCUGGAUCGCACCGAGCAAGAAAGUUCUGAUUAUGGGCGAUGCUGCGCACCCAAUGGUACCAUACAUGUCGCAGGGCGCAGCGAUGGCUGUUGAAGACGGCGGGGCUCUUGCUACUGUCUUGUCACUUAUCAGCGAUCCUGAAGAAAUUCCCCGUGCUCUUGAAGUCUUCGAGGCAGAGCGUAUGAAGCGUUCUGUCCAGAUGCAACAAGCCAGCUUAUUGAACGGAACGUUGUGGCACUUUCCAGAUGGACCUGAGCAACGGCUUAGGGAUGAAUCUAUGAAACCAGAGGUCGAAGGCAGAAGUUUCAGCUGGAGCGCGAACCAGUGGAGUGACCCUGUAACGCAGUGGUGGGCAUAUGGCUACGAUGCGGAAGAAGCGGUAGAGGCAGCCUGGAAUGAUAGAAAUGCCAGUAAGGAUCCAUAG